This is a messenger RNA of Camelus dromedarius (Arabian camel), 3173 nucleotides long. It is a transcript of the gene ADCK5, whose product is annotated as aarF domain containing kinase 5. Lineage: Eukaryota; Metazoa; Chordata; Mammalia; Artiodactyla; Camelidae. The transcript has 15 exons. The record is from RefSeq and is a predicted model, not a curated record. The coding region runs from base 1489 to 3003 and encodes 504 amino acids.
GUGGUCCCUGGUCACCCAUGGCUCCUUGCGGGCAGGGUGUGUGCGGUCAAAGAUGUAGACUCAGGUGAGGAGUUAGGGUGAGGGAGGGUCUGGAGACCCCGCAGAGGGCACCAGGAGCCAGACAGCCUGGCAGAGCUGCGUCUGGGGAGGCCGGUGGGCUUGCCCUGCACACCUGCUGUUGUCGCGCACCCUUGUCUUACGUGAGGCGGCCGAUAGCCGGGACCCCAGCCUGUGGCCAGCCGUCCUGCAGGCACUUCCUAAUGUUCUGAGCAAGUGUCCUCCAUCGAUGGUCCCAGACACCCGUCCUCCGGGCUUCCUGGCCUACUGUGUGCACCUGGCCCAGUCAGGUCACGUGGGCCAGGAGGAUGGCGGGGAUAGGCCGUGUGGGACUGCUCUUCCCCAGAAAGCCCCCGAGUCCACCGCUGCCAGCCCGCACCACCUGGCUGCCUCUGGCCACCAUUCUUGGCUCUGCGGGGUUUUCCUCGAGGAUCUGUAUUGCUGUGUGUGGCCUUGCUGAGCAGAGCUGUCAGCCCCUCUUUUGGGACAAUAGGUCAUGGACAUUUUCCUUUGACUUUUGUGUUGUUUUGCAUCCUUGAAAUUGUCUUCAGGGCUGUGUACUUUGGCUAGAAAGUGGCUGGAAAGUCAGUUCCUUAUUUGACCCAGUGUUCAUAACAACAUUAACAUCUGUGCUGUGGACUGUGACUUGCUUUGCUCUAGAAACUGAGAAUUUGCAGUUGGGGAAUUUGUGGUUGAGGAACUCUUGAGGCCCCAUAAUUCAAAUAAGAUUGGGCAAGCAAGACUUCCACCAGGCACAAGAGAGCCAGGAUGUUCCCGCGGCCACAAGUAGGGCAGCGCCUUGUGCGGUCCCCCUGGCGUUUGGACCCUCUCCAUGAGCUGCUGGCUGUGGCACAUCUGGUGCCCGGUCUUCCCCUCCCUCCUCCAGUAGAAGCUUCCCAGGUCUCCGCCUCUGCUGUGGUCUCAGCAAGUGGAAGCUCCUUGUGCCUUCACUGGCUUUCUGAACAGCGAGUCCGCAAGGCACAGCUUCCUCCUGGUGUGUGCUGAUUCUUGACACUUCCUCAGGAAACACAGAGUGCCUGUCCGAGGCCGCUGGUCUCAGCAGCAGGAAACAGCGGGGUGUUAGGGGCAGGGACGGAGGGGAUGUUGGAAGGCAGGCAUCUCUAGUGGCCUGUCAGUGCGUCCGAGGAGGAAGCCCCGGUGCAGACUGCCUUCUCUCGUGUGACGCUUGUGGCCUCAGGCUUGGUCUUACAGCCCCAACUCUGCCACUUCCACUUAGCACUGCUGCAAAGCAGGCCGAAGCCUUGGCCGUCCCCUGCCGCCUUCUUCCAGAGAAACCUCAGGGUCCCGCCUACAAGAUGGUCCUUGAGACCCCAGCCCCUGUGGAAGAAGGCGUUCUCGGCCACUGUGUUGGGGGUGCCCCUGCUCCUGGGAGUGCGGUAUUUCACAGCUGAGCCGCAGGAGAGGAGGAGGAUGCGACUCACGGUGGACGGCAUCGGGCGCUUCAGCAGGUCUUUGAGGGUCGGCCUGCAGAUCUCCCUGGACUACUGGUGGUGCACAAAUGUCAUCCUACGAGGGGUGGAAGAGAACAGCCCGGGGUACCUGGAGGUGAUGUCUGCGUGUCACCAGCGGGCAGCCGAAGCCCUGGUGGCUGGGGCCAUCAGCAAUGGGGGCCUUUAUGUGAAGCUGGGCCAGGGGCUAUGCUCCUUCAACCACCUGCUGCCCCCUGAGUACAUCAAGACGCUGCGGGUGCUGGAGGACAGGGCUCUCACGCGUGGCUUUCAGGAGGUGGACGAGCUAUUCCUUGAGGACUUCCAGGCCCCACCCCACGAGCUCUUCCAGGAGUUUGACUACCAGCCCGUCGCCGCAGCGAGCCUGGCCCAGGUGCACCGUGCCACCCUGCACGAUGGCACUGCUGUGGCCGUGAAGGUGCAGUACAUCGACCUGCGGGACCGCUUCGACGGCGACAUCCACACCCUGGAGCUCCUGCUCCGGCUUGUGGAGCUCAUGCACCCCAGCUUCGGCUUCAGCUGGGUCCUGCAGGACCUGAAGGGGACCCUGGCCCAGGAGCUGGACUUUGAGAACGAGGGCCGCAACGCUGAGCGCUGUGCACGGGAGCUGCAGCACUUCCGCUACGUGGUGGUGCCCCGCGUGCACUGGGACACAUCUAGCAAGCGUGUGCUGACCGCGGAAUUCUGCGAGGGCUGCAAGGUCAACGACGUGGAGGCCAUCAAGACCAUGGGGCUGGCGGUGCAGGACGUCGCAGCGAAGCUGAUCCAGGCUUUCGCCGAGCAGAUAUUUUAUACGGGCUUCAUCCACUCCGACCCCCACCCUGGCAACGUUCUGGUGCGGAAAGGCCUGGAUGGGAAGGCCGAGCUGGUGCUGCUGGACCACGGGCUGUACCAGUUUCUGGAUGAGAAGGACCGGUCCGCCCUGUGCCAGCUGUGGAGAGCCAUCAUUCUGAGGGAUGAGGCUGCCAUGAAGACACAUGCAGCCGCGCUCGGGGUGCAAGACUACUUCCUGUUCUCCGAGGUGCUUAUGCAGCGGCCUGUGCGCCUGGGGCAGCUGUGGCACUCACACCUGCUGAGCCACAAGGAGGCGGCCUACAUGCAGGACAUGGCGCGGGAGCACUUCGAGGACAUCAUGGCUGUGCUCAAGGCCCUGCCGCGCUCCAUGCUGCUUGUGCUGCGCAAUGUCAACACCGUGCGCGCCAUCAACACUGCCCUGGGUGCCCCUGUUGACCGCUACUUCCUCAUGGCCAAGAGUGCGGUCAGGGGCUGGAGCCGCCUGGUGGAUGCAGGAUGCCAAAAUGUCUACGGUGCCAGUGUUCUGCGCCACAUCAGGGUCGUCUGGGAGACCUUCAAGUUUGAAGUGGCCCUGAGGCUGGAGACCCUGUCGAUGCGGCUCACAGCCUUCCUGGUUCGAGUCCUGGUCCACCUGGGCCUCAUGCCCAAAACUGAAGGGCUGUUUGAAUACCUGGAGACCUAGGGAGCCUGGGACAGGAGGACUGCAGAGCUUGCCGGGCCGCAGGCUGACUAAGCUGGCUGGGCCAGAGGCAUGGAUACCCAACACCUGAGUGCACUGGAAUGACCGGGGCCUGGGGCCGGGGGAUGCCCUGGGGCUGUGCAAUGACACACGCUCUUUUCAAAUCAAACAAA